Cryptococcus wingfieldii CBS 7118 is the source of this 1311-nucleotide messenger RNA. Its product is annotated as eukaryotic translation initiation factor 3 subunit M. NCBI's taxonomy places the organism in Eukaryota, Fungi, Basidiomycota, Tremellomycetes, Tremellales, Cryptococcaceae. Gene Ontology annotation, cellular component: eukaryotic translation initiation factor 3 complex; cytoplasm. Bases 1 to 1311 code for a protein of 436 amino acids. Gene Ontology annotation, molecular function: translation initiation factor activity. Gene Ontology annotation, biological process: cytoplasmic translational initiation. The record is from RefSeq and is a predicted model, not a curated record. The transcript has 4 exons.
AUGGCGGACUGCAUCACCAUCGCCACGGACCUCUCCUUCAAGGACCAGAUCACGGAACUCGCUGCCCACCUUUCCAGGUCCCUUCCCAAUGCCGACGCUGCCGCCAUCCGAGAGUUUGUAGGCGAGUUUGAGUCCAAGGCUUCUGCGGAGGGUGCGGACCAGAAGGCUAUCGUGAAGAGCGUGGUGGACAAGUUUGCGGAGCUGAACGGUGGUCUCGAAGGCGCCAAGGAGUCUGAGGUCGAAAGCUCCCACUUCCUGUUACAACAUGUCCUUUCAAGCGUCUACGAGCAAGGCUCAGAAGAGUACGACCAGGCGGUGAAGAACGUGAACGAGGCGGUCAGGAAGGGCGCGCAGGAGGCUACCAAGCACACCCGAGCCGAGGCUGGUUCUCGAGUCCUCAUCAACACAUACAAUUACCUCCCCGCCACCUCCCAUCUCCGCCCGUCCACCCUCCUCGCCCUCAUGUCCCUCCUUUCCACCACCCUCGACCUCUCGACCUUGCCCCUUCCCACAUCUACCCUUAUCCCCGCCCUUGCCUCAUGGAACAUCCCUUCCGCCGAGAAGGUCGAGUUCUUGGGCACUGCUGCGCAGCUCUAUUCGUCAUUUGGCGAUCUCUCCAAGGCUCUCGAGCUCAUAACCCUUGCUUUGAAGGAGUCUGUUGAACCCGCGCUAGUCGAGAAGGCCGUCUUUCUCUCAGUCGCGGUCCCCACCAAAUUCGAGCUUGACGAUGUCCUCGCCAUCCAAGGCGUCCCCGAUCAACUCGGCCAAACCAAGUCUUUGGUCGAGCUCUUCGAAGGCGAUGAGAUUGAGGCCAUUGAGAAGGGCAAGAAGUGGGCGGUGGCCAAUGCCUCUCUGGUGGAAGGUGCUGGUAUCGAAGGGUUCACUGGCGAGAAUGUCUUGAGAAAAUUGAGGCUGAUUGCCCUUGUCGCGCUUUGUGAGAAGAAUGAGACUCGGGAGCUUGGGUACGCGCCUAUUGCCAAGGCUUUGGGCAUCGAAGAGUCCGAGGUCGAGACCUGGGUCAUUGAUGCCGUCCGAUCUAAACUCAUCGUCGCCCGUAUCUCCCAACCCCUCUCCAUCAUCCGCAUCCAAUCCAUCUCUUCCACCACCUCUUCUUCGCGCCGCUUCGGUUCUGCCGAAUGGCAGCUUCUUGAGAAGCGGUUGCAGCAGUGGAAGAAGUCGGUGGGCGAGGCCAGGCAGGUUGUGGAGGAGGCGGAGCAGGUCGCCCAGCAGGGUCUUGGUCAGCAGAGGAGAAACAACGGCGGGAAGAGGAGGGAGGACAAGAGGGAGAAGGAUGAGAAGGAUGAGGAGUAG